Gadus chalcogrammus (walleye pollock) is the source of this 3748-nucleotide messenger RNA. RefSeq names its product coronin 7 (gene coro7). The record is from RefSeq and is a predicted model, not a curated record. Bases 69 to 3119 code for a protein of 1016 amino acids. The transcript is spliced from 28 exons. NCBI's taxonomy places the organism in Eukaryota, Metazoa, Chordata, Actinopteri, Gadiformes, Gadidae. Gene Ontology annotation, molecular function: protein binding.
UUUCAGUUGUACAUACAAAAAUUAAAUAAUAAUAAUCAACAGAAAAACUUGCAACGAUAUCUGAAGUAAUGUUUAUAUAUGAAAGCAGUCACGUUUUGAAGUACGGGGUCGCACUCGGACAGGGUGGAUUUAAUUUAGCAUUAAAAACCAGAAACUCCGCCGACCCGGCCCACUCAGGUACCCACAACGAGCGUGCCCUGCAGAGUGCAUCCAGACGGGAACUGUCAUCUGGAGAUUCAACCCGCACUGUAGCCUCUGACCACCUCGACACACACCCGGAAGGCGUGAGGGGAAAACUACAAAACGGCAGAAUGAAUCGUUUCAAGACAUCAAAAUUCAAAAAUACCACCCCGAAAAUUGCCAAGAAAGAUGGCUGGAUCUGCAACAUCCGUGCCGGUAACGUCCAGUCCCUGGGAAACCACAUCAAGGCCAGCUCCGAGCUCGUGGCCUUCAACAUCGACCAGGCUGGUGGCGGUAUGCUGGGAGUGACCUCCGUGAGUCCAGCAGCAGACGGAAAAUGGACCAUCUCUCAGCUCCCGUGCCAUGGAGAUCUGGUGACCGACCUGGACUUCUCUCCCUUUGACGAUGCCCUCCUGGCGACCUGCUCUGCCGAUGAAACGGUCAAGCUGUGGCGCCUCUGUAGCCCAGAGAAGGACCAGCCCGGGGGGCCAGAGCUCACCCUGAGCCCUGGGCUGGGCCGACUGGAGCUGGUCCUCUUCCACCCGACGUCCUCCGGCCUGCUGGCCGUCGGGGCCGCCCAGUCCGCCCUGCUGUGGGACACCAGCCGCCAGGACGCCCCGCUCGCAGUGCUGGAGAAGCAUGAUGACAAGUUGCAGAGUCUGAGUUGGAAGCAAGAUGGCUCUCUGCUUGCAUCUUCCUGCCUGGACAAAAUGCUCAGAGUGUUUGAUCCCAGGGCCCAGCUGUCACCUGUUCAGAGCGUCAAGAAUAUGCACAGCAGCAAAGGCUCCCGCGCUCUCUGGGCGAGAGACGACUACCUGCUGACCACGGACACGCACCGUGGUCGGGAGGUGAGGCUGUGGGACAGCAGGAAGCUUGGCUCCGCCCUGGGAUCCGUGUCCGUCAGCGACUCCAGCGGGACUCUGAUUCCCAUGUUCGAUGCGGACACUGGCCUGCUUGUCGUGAGUGGAAUGGGGGACCCCAUCUUCGACUGCUUUGAGGUCACAGCUUCUGAACCCUACCUCUCCCAAGUGAGCCACUUCCUGGCGACCACGCCCACCCGGGGGGCGUGCGCGGUCCCCAAGAUGGCGAUGGACACGCUCUCCUGCGAGGUGAUGCGUGUGUUCCAGCUGACGGACAGCUGCAUCGUGCCCAUCAGCUACCAGGUCCCCCGCAAGUCGAGCCAGGAGUUCCACGCUGACCUGUACCCGGACACCGCGGGCCGCACCCCAGCCCAGUCAGCCCAGGAGUGGUGGCAGGGAGAGAACGCACAGGUGGACAAGGUCAGCCUCAACCCGGAUAAACAACCCAAAGCGAAGGCGGCCAAUCCGACGGCCCUGCCGAAGAAACUGCCGAGUGGGCGGAGCAAGGAGGAGGCCGCCCCGGGCCUGUCCGCCUCCAGCAGCACCCUGAGCAGCGCCAGCAGCAGCGCCGCACCGAGCCGCUCGCCCUCCUCCUCCUCAGGCCUGUCCACGGGCCCCGGGCCCCGCCCCAGCCCCGCACCCGCACCCACACCCGCACCCGGGCCCAGCCAGAGCGUCAAGGCCAUCCAGAACCUGAUGGGUCCCAGCUCCAAGUUCCGCCACAUCCAGGGCUCGGUGCGCCACCGGGACGCCCACAUCACCAACCUGAAGGCGCUGAACCUCACCACGCCCGGGGAGAGCGACGGCUUCUGCACCAACGCCCAGAGGGUCGCAGUGCCGCUGUCUACCCCCGGGGGGCAGAUCGCCGUCCUGGAGCUCUCCAAGCCCGGGAAGCUCUCGGACACCUUCCUGCCCACCGUCCAGAACACGGUCAACGUGGCCGACCUCUGCUGGGACCCCUUUAACCCCUGCAGGCUGGCCGUGGCUGGCGAGGACGCUAAGAUCCGUGUGUGGACGGUUCCAGAGGGAGGACUGACGGAGACCCUGACGGAGCCCGACCUCCUCCUGCAGGGCCACACGGAGAAGAUCUACUCCAUCCGGUUCCACCCGUUGGCCAGCGGGCUGCUGGUGUCCUCCUCCUACGACCUGACCGUCCGGCUCUGGGACCUGGGGACGGGCCAGGAGGUCAAGGUGCUCUCGGGACACCAGGACCAGAUCUUCGGUCUGGGCUGGAGCCCCGACGGCAAGCUGCUGGCCACCGUCUGCAAGGACGGGAAGGUCCGCGUCUACGACCCGCGCAAGUCCACCGCACCGGUCGAGGAGGGCCCUGGUCCCGGGGGCCACAGGGGGGCCCGUGUGGUGUGGGUGUGUAAGGGGGAGUACUUCCUGGUGUCUGGAUUUGACAGUAACAGCCAGAGGGAGCUGUCCCUGUACUCCGUGGGGGCCUUGGCCUCCGGGCCCCUGGCCACCACCGAGGGGGACGUCUCCCCCUCCACCCUCAUCCCCUUCUACGACCCCGACACCAGCCUCCUCUUCCUCACCGGCAAGGGAGACACGCGCGUGUGCAUCUACGAGAUUGUUCCGGAGCAGCCCUACUUCCUGGAGUGCAGCAGCUUCAGCUCUCAGGAGCCCCACAAGGGUCUGACCUUCCUGCCCAAGACGGCGUGUGACGUGCGUGAGGUGGAGGUGGCCCGGGGGCUGAUCCUCACCAAGACCACCAUAGAGCCGGUGGCCUUCAAGGUGCCCCGCGUCAAGAAAGAGUACUUCCAGGACGACCUGUUCCCGGAGACGGCCGUGUGGUGGGAGUCCUCCCUCUCCUCCUCUGAUUGGCUGGCUGGCUCCAAUGGGAAGCACCGCACCAUCAAGCUCCGCCCAUCGGACAUGGCCCCCGUGAGCGAGGCCCCCAAGGAGGUGCCGGUGAAGAAGUACAUGCCCUCCUCCUACUACCUGGAGGAGAAGACGGACGAGCAGAAGAAGGACGAGCUGCUGAGUGCCAUGGUGGCCAAGCUGGGGAACAUGGAUGACCCCCUCCCUCAGGACGGCUUCGAGGGCGUGGACGAGGACGAGUGGGAUGACUAGAGGCAGCUGGUGGUGGUGGUGGUGGUGGUGGUGGUGGUGGUGGUUCUGCUGCCACGACAGGACGCGCCACCACCAGAGGGAGCUAGAGAGCCUGUAUGUUGCCAUUCCUGCGUUCUCCGGUGUCGCUGUCCUGCGUCUGAUAUGUUGUCUCCCGUUGCCUCCCUCGAUGCCAGGAACACACCGUAACUAAAACAGCAAUACCUAAAGCAGCCUGCAGGCGGUCUUCCAGGGCCUCGCAACCAAUAAUUAAUUCCAUAAGUCCCCACUAGGGGGCGGUAACAGCGAUAGCAUUCAGUGGAUUUCUAUAAGCGGGUGGACGGAUGGUGUGUGUGCAUGUACAAGCUUACCUCCGUCGUGUCCGGACAUGGUGGUCGAUCUCAAGCACAGCAUGAUUUGUUUUCAGUGUCCGGUGACAGGAUCCCGUUCCACCACAACGUGUCUUUGAAUUGUCCAAGAGAUUACACACCUUCUUUGAGAUUCCUUGUUUCAGACGACUGAAUAGCAUGUGUUUGUAAAAGAAAUUCACAUAAAACUGUGACUUUCCACUCACUCACCGUCUUCCCCUUCGGUGCACAACCUCUGAACCUAUGCAUAAAUAGGUAGCGCACAAACACACACACACACACACA